UAUUAAUUAAAAUAAAAAAUAUCUAGGGUCAGUAUGAUGCUCUCUUUGACCUCAUAAUUGUUCAAGGGAUAGUCUCCUUCCUCAAAAAACUUUAUUUCGUAAUAUAUUUUUUCGCAAAUAAAUACUCUGUUAUUCGAUCAAAUUGGUCGAUCGACGAUUGCCCGCCGGCCGUGAUCUGAAACCCUAGCAGCUAGUAAAUGGCGUCGCGUUUUGUACGACGGCUCGCUGCGAGCCGACCCGGUGGGCUCUCCUCCUCCGCAAACCCUAGCUUCUUGUAUCGGAGCUUCUCGUCUGCCGCGUCGGAAUCCGAUCUGAUCCGCGCUACCCUCUUUCCCGGCGACGGAAUCGGGCCUGAGAUCGCCGAAUCUGUCAAACAGGUAUUUAAAGUUGCCGAUGUGCCAAUUGAAUGGGAAGAACAUUUUGUGGGGUCAUCAAUUGAUCCUCGAACCCAGAGUUUCUUGACUUGGGAAAGUCUGGAAUCCGUAAGACGAAACAAGGUUGGCUUGAAAGGGCCUAUGGCCACACCAAUCGGGAAAGGUCACCGCUCUCUUAAUCUUACCUUGAGGAAAGAGCUUAAUCUAUAUGCCAAUGUUAGACCUUGUUAUAGUCUACCUGGGUACAAGACAAAAUACGAUGAUGUUGAUCUCAUUACUAUUCGUGAAAACACGGAAGGGGAAUACAGUGGACUUGAACAUCAGGUGGUCAGGGGUGUUGUCGAGAGUCUCAAGAUCAUUACACGCCAGGCAAGUCUGAGAGUUGCCGAGUAUGCUUUUCACUAUGCCGAGACCCAUGGACGAGAAAGAGUAUCCGCCAUUCACAAAGCCAAUAUCAUGCAGAAAACUGAUGGUCUUUUCCUUAAGUGUUGUCGCGAGGUCGCAGAAAAACACCCAGAUAUAAAAUAUGAAGAGGUUGUGAUUGACAACUGCUGUAUGAUGCUUGUGAAGAAUCCAUCACUUUUUGAUGUGCUUGUGAUGCCGAAUCUUUAUGGUGACAUAAUCAGCGACUUAUGCGCUGGUUUGAUUGGAGGUUUAGGCUUAACUCCAAGCAUCAAUAUUGGUGAGGGUGGUAUUGCUCUUGCUGAGGCUGUACAUGGUUCUGCACCUGAUAUUGCUGGGAAGAAUUUGGCAAACCCAACGGCUUUGCUCCUGAGUGCUGUGACCAUGUUGCGCCAUCUGGACUUGCACGAGAAAGCGGAUAUUAUUCAGAAUGCUGUCCUGAAGACAAUUGCAGAAGGUAAGUAUAGAACGGGCGAUCUUGGCGGGAAAUCAUCGACAACCGACUUCACCAAGGCCAUCUGUGAUCAACUUUGAACAACGGUGGGUCAAUGCGUAUGCAGUUUGAUCUCAUGCAACAUUAAGUUUCUUCGAUGCAAAUUUAGUUCAACGUUAAUACAAUUGCUUUAAGGAUGUUUUUUCAAGCAAUUUUUGCUUUUGAAAUGGAGAGAAUAACGACAUUACAUAGCCCUUAUUAAGGAAAAUCUUUGGGCUUUUGCAAUUUCCAGUGGAGACUUGGUCACUCGAGUUUGAGUGCAUUUUUUACCAACAUUUUCAUAUAUUGUUAUUAUUGUUAUUAUUAUCAAUGUGUAAUAAGGUUUUAGCAUAUUUGGAAAAUUUUACUUCUCUAAUUGUGUUCUGUGAGAAAUAAUAAGUUUGUGUAUCUCUCACACACAAUGUUCCUGUGAUAUUUUUUAUUAUUUAAAUUUAAUCCAAU
This is a messenger RNA of Striga asiatica, 1710 nucleotides long. Lineage: Eukaryota; Viridiplantae; Streptophyta; Magnoliopsida; Lamiales; Orobanchaceae. The record is from the annotation of a GenBank genome assembly.